Drosophila innubila is the source of this 3900-nucleotide messenger RNA. It is a transcript of the gene Rcd1, whose product is annotated as KAT8 regulatory NSL complex subunit 3. NCBI's taxonomy places the organism in Eukaryota, Metazoa, Arthropoda, Insecta, Diptera, Drosophilidae. The record is from RefSeq and is a predicted model, not a curated record. The transcript is spliced from 8 exons. The coding region runs from base 306 to 3755 and encodes 1149 amino acids. Gene Ontology annotation, biological process: positive regulation of transcription by RNA polymerase II. Gene Ontology annotation, cellular component: NSL complex.
ACUCUGUUGGCAUAUCUGGCAACGCUGACAAGCACACGCCAUGUUUUAAUUGCGAAAACGCAGGCAGCGAUUUCUAAAGAAAAACAAAAACUAAUAAGGAAUAGUUAAAUUUUGUUAAAAACUUCCAAUUAUGCGUGGUCGCUUAUAACUAACUUUUGAUCAAAGAAGUGCUAGUGAUUUGUGCAACCUAAUAAACACCGCCAAGUGGCUAAAUCGCAACCCAAAGAAGAAGAAAAGCCUGCAAGCCAGCGAGUAAACCAAAUAUAUCACAAACAUAAUAAAAAAAAAUUACACAUACAAGCGAAAUGCUUCAAAUAAAAACAACCAAAAGCAGCAAAAACGAAAUUGUUGUGGUGGAGAAGAAACCAAAGAUGCAGUCGCCAACGACAAGCUCUUCGAUUAUUACAUAUAGCCCGAGCAAAUUUAUUGCCAGGGCUGGCACAACAUACACAAAAAUACAACCACACACACAGACUAAAACAAACACAAACAUAACUAGAGCUGCAGCUCCAACAACAACAAUAGCAACGGCAAAUGCCAAAAUAGCAGGAGCGUCAAAUGCCAACUCUUCCUACUAUGUGGUUAAAGCCGGACAAAUAGGCAGCGCCGCCUCCAUAUUGAGUUCGCCGCCCAAAUCAGCCCAAUCCACAGCUGUGACUACACCGAUUGCAACAGAGAGUUCCAGCACCAUCUCAGUACCCAGUGAAACAUCCAUGGAGCAUACUUAUAUGCGUGAUGCACCACGUACAGACUCUUCCAUGAACAAUGGCUUGGCCCCGGCACGCACAAUACUCGUGCGUCAUGCUCCGCAGUGUCCAACAUGCCACACGUACCCAACGCACGAGGAAUCUGGAGAUUCGCAGCAGGUGGCGCAUGUUCCGCCUUACGAUGAAAUUGCGGCUAAGGAACUGAUGAACGAGUGCGCACGUAUCGCCAAAUAUGUGAGGAACAAUAAUUCAGACGAACAGGAUUGGCAGACUCGCAUUAAUCGCAUUGGUUGGACAUACACGCAAGACAUAUUGUUUGAUAAGGUUACCACUAUACUGGACCAGGAUCAAUUGGCGCGUCUUGCCAACGACAAGCGCCAGCACGAGGCAGUGCAUCGUCGAGUGGCUGUUGAUAAGUCGAGCUCUCGAAUGCGUCGGGCUUUGGCCAGUGUUGCUUGGGAGCCGAGAACCACACAAUGGUUACAUGCCCUGCUUAUGGAGCACCUUCCACCAUCCUAUAUGGCUUCCUAUCUGGACAUUAUGCAAACGCUUAAAAGCAAGCUGCCCACGCUCACGGACAAAAUGCUAUUUAGUCGUCCACUUAACAACAGCCAAGAACUGCUAGCUCCUGUAAUGAAGAAGCGAUGGCAACCGGAAAUUCUGGCCAAGUCGCGACAACUGACGCACAAUGCUAUUAUGGUGGCAGUGCCAACAAUGCCCACCACCGGCCCAGUUCCGGAACGCAUGCAAAACUGGUAUCAGGCCUUGGCUAGCAUAACUCAAAUUGUUCAAAUCACGCUGCCCAAUUCAAAUGAUCGCGUUGGGCGUCAGAAUCUGGAUCAUGUGGCCGAGACAAUUGUCUCCCUGACGCGUGUACGCAUCCACGAGUUGCGCACUGAGAAUCCCAACCGAGGCAUUAUUCUGAUUGGCUUCAAUGCCGGCUCCGCGCUUGCAUUGCAGGUGGCCAUGUCGGAGAGCGUUGCUUGCGUAAUUUGUAUGGGUUUUGCAUACAAUACGUUGCGUGGUCCACGUGGAGCUCCUGACGAUCGCCUGCUAGAUAUAAAGGCGCCAAUUUUGUUUGUCAUUGGGCAGAACUCAGCACGCAGCAGCCAGGAGGAAAUGGAAGGUCUACGCGAACGUAUGCAAUCCGAAUCCUCGCUGGUCGUCGUUGGCAGUGCCGAUGAUGCAUUACGUGUGCCUAAAAGCAAGCGGCGGAUCGAAGGCGUCACACAGACCAUGGUGGACUCUAUGGUGGUGGACGAGGUCUACGAGUUUGUCAACAAAACGUUGAGCAAUCCUCCAGGUCCACGUAUGCCCACCUCACUGCUAGGCAGUAGUUCUUAUCAGCGCUCGGCCAAACAGCAACAGCAUGUCCUGGUCGAUGGAAAUAUUAACAAGUCGCAGGUGACACAGGCUCGCAAGCGUAAGGCUCAAGAUGGCCAGGAAGAGAGCAGUGUGCAGACAGUUAAAACCAAAUUUGUGCCUCACAAAACACGUGUGCCCAAGUUUCCCAAACCAAAGCCACCACGCCUCAUUGAUCCGUUUGCAGUGAAGCGAAAGGUUGGACGCCCCCGGACGCGUCCGUUGCCCAGCGUUGCACCCGCUGGCGUUAAGACUAGCAUUACAGAUAAACAGUCACUUAGCAAUGACGAGAUGAAUCUAUCAAUUGAAUCAAUGCUGGAGGAAACCCUUGACUAUGAUGAAGGCCAGCAAACAGUCGCUCCUACUGUUGCAAAGGUUACGACGACUGUUGCCAAGCAGCAGCCGACAACGGUGUCGUUAUCAUCCGGCACCAAGAUCAAGAUGAUACCCUCAAGUCAAUUUGUGCAGCUGAAGACGCUGCCCACGCAGGGUAAGGUGAUCAACUACACUAUCAGCAAGAACAACAACAGUCCCACAGCAACUGGCACCACCGCAAGCAUUGGCAGCAUUGUGAAAACGUUACCCACCUCCAGUGGCCAGCAAAUCUUUACACUUAAGACGCCCACCGGACAAACGACACAGUUUGUAACCGCUGCCUCGACAUCUUCAACGGCGGCACAGCAAAAGUAUACAGUGAUUAAGAAUGCUAACGGGAUGACAAUGCUGCAGCUGACAAAGAAUGUGCCAGCGCCGCCAACGAUAUCCAGCAAUGUGGAUCUAUCAAAUAUCAUUGAUAUGCCAAUUGUGUUUGCGGACAACGAGGGUAACAUUGCCGACCAGAAGCAACAACAAUCGGAGCAACAAUUGAGCACAUCCUCUUCGGGCAGCCCAUUGAUUCUUAGUCAUAAGAUAAUCAAGGAGGCAGCGAAUCCAGUAAAACCAGCAGGAAUUAUCACCAGCAACAAGGGCAGCAACAUCGUGAUUAACAAAGGCAUUCAACAACUCUUUACAACACAAAGCGGCACCGUUGGUGGCACAAAUAAGCUUGUCUAUCUGAAUCGGAGCACUAUGAAACCGAUGGCAACUACAACAACAUCGACAACUGGAACACGACUACCAAGUGUCGGCACAGCGCUGCCCAUACGCAUUGUAAGCAGUCCCAAGGCGGCUGUGACGGCGGCUGGAACGCCCACAACGAGCAGCCAAGUGCUGCUGGAUGCGGCCAAUGUCAAGACGCUUAAUCUGCAAACAAUUAAAACGACUGCGGGCACUCCAGUGAUAAACGCUGCAUCCGGCGGAGCACUGCGACAUACGGGUGGCGUCGUUAGCCUGGGAAACAAAACUUUUUCGCAGUUUCAGGUGAUCAACAGUCCUGUGACGACCACAACAAUUGCCGGUGGCGAUGGCAAACAGCCCAUUCGCAACAUAUACUUAAAGUCUGCUACGGGCCUUAAACCCGUCCAAAUGAUAGCUAACAGAUCCCCAGCCAUACCCGCCAUAGCUCCCGGAGGAGCUGCUGUGCGUCGCGUGCUUAACAUUGGCGCCGUCUCCAAGUCAACCACUGUGACAGUUUCCGCUCAGCCAGGCAAGGAUUCAAAGAUCAUCAAAGCACCAACGACGCCGACGACGACAACAACAACAGGAGGCACAAUUGGGACGUCAACGCAGGGCAAGGGCGUGGAAUAAAAUAGAAUCUAAACACAUUGUUAUUAAGUAUAUUUAAGUGAGCUAUACAUUAGAAUGUACUUGGACUCUGAAAUCCUCAACUAUGCAAUAAGUUAUAUUAUAUCAGUUGUGUAAAUAAAACAUGUUGAUUCAUUAAUACAUAUAU